AUGACAAGUCCAUCUUCAAUUAAAGUUUUACUAGUCACAAAGACACGGGGCUACCGACAUGAUUGUAUCCCCAGCACUAUCUCCGCCUUCAAAUCACUUCCCUUCACUGUGACAGCCACAGAAGAUACAACAGAUUUACUCUCACUCUCCAACUAUGAUGUUAUUGCUCUUGGUCAUACCUCGGGGGAUUUUCUAAGUGAAGAAGAGGUCGAAUCACUGGCUGAGUUUGUUCAUAAUGGUGGUGGUGUCGUUGGUAUUCACGCUGCUACAUGCGGUAUGCUCUUGAAUACCAGAUAUACCAAUAUUCUUGGACAAGUCUUCAAUGGACAUCCGCCGCCGGAAUGGAUAACUCUCGAGGUUGAGAGUGCUGACCAUUUCAUUAACAAAUUCGACGCACUUCCCGGGACAGACGCCGCACCAGACUCAGCUCCAACAUGUCCAUUCAACACAGAAUCACUUUCAGCAACCCAAUUCCCAUGGUUUGACGAAGUGUACACUUUCAAAUCUCAUCCUCGCAUCCCCCAUAACGACCGCGAAAUUCUUCUCUCCAUACACCAAACGACCACCGAAAACGAUGAAAGACAGAGCUUUCCGCUAUCGUGGACUCAAAAUGUUGGACAAGGGAGAGUUUAUUACACAGCGCUUGGUCACUUUGACGAAGCAUAUCACAAUUCGUGGUAUAUGGAAACAAUUCGACGGGCAAUUAUUUGGGUUGCCAAGCAGGACCAGUAA
Fusarium pseudograminearum CS3096 is the source of this 732-nucleotide messenger RNA. RefSeq lists its product as uncharacterized. The transcript has a single exon. Bases 1 to 732 code for a protein of 243 amino acids. Lineage: Eukaryota; Fungi; Ascomycota; Sordariomycetes; Hypocreales; Nectriaceae. The record is from RefSeq and is a predicted model, not a curated record.